Dermacentor silvarum is the source of this 2053-nucleotide messenger RNA. RefSeq lists its product as uncharacterized. Gene Ontology annotation, cellular component: extracellular region. Lineage: Eukaryota; Metazoa; Arthropoda; Arachnida; Ixodida; Ixodidae. The transcript is spliced from 4 exons. Gene Ontology annotation, molecular function: chitin binding. The record is from RefSeq and is a predicted model, not a curated record. The coding region runs from base 16 to 603 and encodes 195 amino acids.
UUAGCGGAAACGAGAAUGACGACAUUUUUUCACGCGAACCCUCACCUGGCUCGUAUAAAAGGGAUCUCAUCGGCACAUGCAUGCCGCACAGUUCUCACGUCCGUCUCUUCACCGUUCCUACUUUUCUGCCACUGGAGCUGCACAUCGUUCAAGAUGAAAUACGUCAUCGUAGCAGCUAUUGCCCUAUUCGCUGUCGCCGUUGCUCUUCCUAGGAGCAAGCGAGCUGCCUACGAGCUCCCGGACGGCGUCGAAUUCAUUGUGGGAUCAGUGAAGACCUCAUUCACCUGCCCAGCCAAGAAUGGCUACUUCGCUGACGUAGACAACAACUGCCAGAUCUUCCACGUAUGCAACGUCGUACCUAAGGAUGAUGGCAGCACGGAGGUGCAGCAGUACAGCUUCUUCUGCGGCAACCAGACGGUGUUCAACCAAUUCUCGCUCACUUGCGCCUUCCCUGAAGACGCUGUUCCGUGCCGAAGCUCUCCCGACUUCUUCUACCUCAACGACAAGAUCGGUCAAGAGAAGGCGUUCUUCCAUGACGACUCCGACGUGGCUCGCGCCAUACCGCUCAUCCCGCGGUAUCAGCAGGCCGCUUUCAAGGCAUAAGGAUCAGUCGCAGUAUGCUGACAGGCACUUCAAUGAACCAACCCACGGAAAACGAACCUCAUUAGGGAGUCGCAACAUAAACGUUCUGGUCUAAUGUGGCUCGCAGAGCUCGCUAUCGUGGAACGCCAAUCCACUGACUUAUAUACCCGAUGUUUUUCAUCGCCGAAGAAGGUGGCAUCGGGUACUGUGGCCGCGCUCGGCAAUAAAGAACGCAAUCCCAAAGAACGCUGAGCCUCGUUUGCAGAAAGAUUAGCCUAACUUUCCGGAUAGCGCUUCAUACUAAGGUGACCUAGCCAAAAACGUGAAAGUUGAGAUGGUAUGCGGGGGGCCACAAAGUGGAUCUUCAAACACGAAGGUAGCAAGAACACUUCAAUUUUCGUGAGAACGCGUAGUGAAGUGGCGCUUUCAUAACGCACAUCGCUCAGUUAGUAGUUCCACCAGUGAUGCUCUUAUAAUAAAAUGCUUGCUAAAUGUGUACGAGACACUUUAGGCAAGGACGUUAAUGCUGAGAAGCCUGGCACAUGUAAAGGCCUUGGGAAACGCUCUCUUGGAUGAGAGACCAAGUAUUUAGAAGCUUUAAGCCGUUUUCCUUUCGGUGGCGGUAAAUUAAACUCCUUGUAUUAAGAGUCAAAUCUUUCGUUUCCUGUGGUGUGUCCAACAACUAUAAACGUCACGUAACUUACAGGGUCUAUAAAGGAUGCUGUACUUCUUUCUCCAUUCCUUCAUGAAUAGUUCACAUUACGCAUUUUCAAGCUUCCGUGACGGUAAGAAUGAGUCCCGCUCGGUAAAGCCCGAAUUUACGUUUUUACUUGUAGGUGUGGUGCUUAUUUUACUCUACCUAAUGAAAUCUGCAGCUUGAUGUCUGAACCAACGUAGGACCGAGAAUUUCGUACUUUUGAAGCUUGUUUGUCAUGGACAACUUUCUUGCUCGUUUCCUUGAAAUGCGCUGCGUGUAAUCACUCUACGGGUUUCCAUCGGUUAAAAUGUUUAUUCGCGUGCUUUUAUAUAUUCGAUGGUAUAUGUUUACUACGAAUGCGCGAACCCUGUGUAGUUUCCUUAAGCCCGAAUGAAGCUCUUCGCAGCAUGUAAUAUAAAAUCUCGGCAAAGCUUCACCAGAGGCUGUAAGUUCUCGGGCAUUCUUUUUUCUUGUCUGGGACGAACGUGCACGACAGCGUGUCAUUACGCUUACACGUCUAUGCAAGCAUUGUUUCUGGGGUGCUUGUGGUGAAAGACUGCGCAUGCAAUGGUCUCAUUCCCGUGCUUUCUGGUCUGCUCUGUACAAGUGUACAUAAAUUCAGCGAGGAGCAUCACCGCUACAAAGCAUCGUCUAGAUUGUGUACAUAUUCAAGACGUUGCUCUGCAUCCUAAGCUUUGUAGUCCUUUCAAGAUGACGUCUCACGCAUCCUUCUCGAUGUAACCUCUCUCUCGCCAAUAAACAGCAAGCAGUUCA